Molecule: messenger RNA, 1655 nt
Organism: Aphanomyces astaci
Lineage: Eukaryota; Oomycota; Saprolegniomycetes; Saprolegniales; Verrucalvaceae
Exons: 6
Coding region: 51-1616 (521 amino acids)
Molecular function (GO): acid phosphatase activity; ferrous iron binding; ferric iron binding
Source: RefSeq, a predicted model, not a curated record
CUCGAACCCACGUCGAUAUCACAUUGCGAUCUUUGCGCCAGCCUGCACACAUGAUGCAGUCUCUCUCUGUCAAGAAGAAGAACGAGUCCGUGGGACUUCUGGAGCCAAAGCAUACCCACGCCACAUGGGUGGCGCCGUCGACGCUGGCCAAGGUUGGACUCGUGAGUGUGUCUGCGUGUGCUGGGUGGAUCUUUCUCGCGUCUUCAUCCGCAUCACCUUCGUCAUCCUCUCUUCGCAUCGACCCCGCAUCGUCGCGUGCUUCGUUCGAAGUCGACGGGGCCAUGUCCCUGCGCGUGUCGCGAACCCAUUUGGUGAACCCGGAGACGUCCGUCCCCGAAGUGACGUUCCUCGCGAUUGGGGAUUGGGGUGGCACCCUCGGCAAGGACAAAGGUGACCCUGGCUCGUGCUGUCAAUUGUACAACGGCGGGGUGGACACCCGGCACACUCGAUACAAAGUCGACUAUUACGCGCAAGCGUACGUGGCGGAGCUCAUGGCGCAGUCUGCCGCGGAACUCCACCCAAGCCGCAUUUUGGGUCACGGCGACAACUUCUACUGGAACGGCGUCGGCACCGGCGAUGCCAACUACCGACUAGAGCAAACGUUUGAAAAGGUCUACAACGCGUCGACACUGCAAAACGUUCCGUGGCUCAACGUGGCCGGGAACCACGACAUUGGCGGCGCCACGUUCAUCUGCGGCGAGGCCGACGGCGCGUACCGCGAGUGCAAAGACGAAGCUGAGCUGCUAGCGUACUUGGACAUUCGGUUUGAAGCCCAAGCGAAUUAUACGAGCCCUUACAAUAACCGAUGGAACCUCCGAGGCCAUUACUAUGUCGAGCGCAUUGUCAAGAAUGACGUGAGCGUCGAAGUGUACAAUGUCGACACAAACCACGCAGAGAACCACGGGUCCAAGGACGUUUGCUGCCAGUGCUACGGGUACGCGUCGCAGCUCGGCCUCGACACAGGGGUAUGCAACGACCCGCAGCCCGGGGACGUGGCCUGCGUCGGCGGAAAUGUGACACUGUUCAACGCAUGUGUGGCCAAGAUCGAAAGCUGGGCAAACGAGAGCCUCACACGAGCGAUGGCCGACAUGAAGGCGUCGACAGCUACGUUCAAGAUCGUCAACACGCAUUACUCUCCGCAUUAUCACAUGGACCCGGUGAAAAUGGACAAGUGGUACAACUUAUGCCGAGAAGCUGGCGUCGCGGCGUGGUUCAACGGACAUACCCAUGGCUUCAACCACGACAUUGCAAAAUGGGGCACGCACUUUUUUCAAAAUGGCGGCGGCGGCGGCAUCUCCACGUCCAAUAUCCCUGCCAUGGACAAUGGCAAAGUAAAAACAAAAUGGGUGGUUGAAGGCAACCCGUACGGGUUUAUGGAGCUGAGUUUUUCGAAAGAUUGGCUCAAGGUGCAAUUUGUGUCGUUUGAUGACCAGUGGACAUUUGGCGGACUCGAGUGGAAUGCGACGACGAUCGGAGGUCUGGAGCGGGGCCAUUGCUGGUUCGUUCCGAGAACGUUCCGCGAAUCCGUCGGCGUCGAGUGCCACGCGUCUGUAAAUGGAGCUGUUGGCGCCCCCAUCACCGACGAUGACCUACUACUACCACCACUCGAUAACUAACGACGAUAUACACUACAAACAUGUGUAUAUAUAUUGCAA